Molecule: messenger RNA, 718 nt
Organism: Cylicocyclus nassatus
Lineage: Eukaryota; Metazoa; Nematoda; Chromadorea; Rhabditida; Strongylidae
Source: the annotation of a GenBank genome assembly
AGGUAGAAUUUUGAACUAAUCUCCUUCUCACAACUUCGAAACUUCUAACUUCGCUUCGAAAGAUCCCACUUCUUUAUGAACUAGCAUUAUGCAUCAUCUGAUGGUUCCAUCGACACUUCUUCUCCUUCUCGCUUCAUAUAUUUACGCACAGUUAAAUGAAACGGAAACGAUUGACGCCGAAAAUAGCACAGAAAUCGUUACCACAGCGGAAAUUGACACCGCGAAUAGCACAGAAAUCGUUACUACAAUGGAAAGUGACGCGGGAAAUGGGACAGAGACCGUCUCCACGGAGGAAUCGAGCCAGGCAACUUCCAGCAAUGGCACUUUAAAGCUUGAUCAAAUCGAUGAUGGGAAAUGUGGUCAGCAUGAAGUAUGGAAAGAGUGUUCCGGAUGUGAAUCAUCCUGUGAACAGAUGAAAGUUAUCUGCGACGACAGCUGCGGCGAGCCGAAAUGUCAGUGCGAUGUUGGUUACUUCAGAUAUGCUCCAAGAAAAUGUAUUACUUACUGGGAAUGCAAAAACGGAGUCAUCGAACUGUGACUGCUCUUGUCGAUAUAUUUGAAAGUGGUGCCAGUUCCUUUAUUUUUAUAACUACGGUUUCAAAUAUCGAAUGUGUUUUUAUUAAGUAUUGUGUAUCUUCACUCUCCAUCGUAGCCUUAGGUGAUGACCCUAAGCACGUAUUUGCUAAUAAACUUUCAUCUAAGGUGAUUAAUAAAGAGC